AGUCACUCGGUGUGGAGCUCAGCGGACGGGAGCUCAGCGGACGCACGGGGACUUGGAUCUGUACCCGAGCGGAAAGCACCGACCCGAGAAGCGGCAUGAAGCUGUGAGGAGGACUGCGGGUGAACCGGGACCUGCUCCGGAGAGAUUUAAAUUUAAAGAGAUUUGCCCCACAACAUGGAGACGAGGCUUGGCUACGGGCUGCUACUGGCUGCGCACUUCAUCCUCGCCUGCCAACAAGUUCGUGGAUAUGUGUACAGGAACCAACGCAAGUUUUCAGAAGAGAUCGACUGGUCCUACGCAGGAACUUUAAACCAAAAGAACUGGGCUAAGAAGUUCCCGUCGUGCAGUAACGCCCGGCAGUCGCCCAUCAACAUCGAGGAGAGCUUGGCCCAGGUGAAACUGCAGUACCAGGCUCUGCUCUUCGAAGGAUGGGACGCCCUGACCUCAGACGCCACCACUAUCAAGAACGAUGGCAAGACUGUGGCUGUGAACAUAGACGGGGACUUUUACGUGAGUGGUGGCGGUCUUCAGUCGACCUUCAAAGUUGGACGCAUCACCUUCCACUGGGGGCGCUGUAACGCUACAUCAGACGGCUCUGAACACAGCCUGAAUGGGGUUAAAUAUCCUUUAGAGAUGCAGAUUUACUGUUUUGACCCAGCUCGCUUUGACUCCCUGGACGAGGCCAUUAAAGCAGGAGGUCGGAUCACAGCUCUGGCUGUGCUGUUUGAGACCAGCCCUGAAGACAACAUGAACUACGUCUCCAUUGUCGACGGCAUCAACAGCGUCAGCAGAUAUGGUAAAACAAGCGAAGUGUCCCCCUUCGCUCUACGCGGCCUGCUGCCAAACUCCACAGAGAAGUUCUUCCUGUAUAACGGCUCUCUGACCACGCCCCCCUGCAGCGAGACGGUGGAAUGGAUCGUCUUCAAAAACACAGUGUCCAUCUCUGACGAACAGCUGGAGGUGUUCUGUGAGGUGAUGACCAUGCAGCAGGCAGGGUAUGUGAUGCUCAUGGACUAUCUCCAGAACAACUACCGAGACCAGCAGGAGCAGUUUAUGGGACAGGUCUUCUCCUCCUACACUGGCACUGAGGAGGUCCACAUACCAGUGUGCAGUUCAGAGCCAGAGAACAUUCAGACGAUGCCGUACAACAUGAGCAGUCUGCUGGUGAUGUGGGAGAGACCGCGAGCUGUGUAUGACGCCGGCAUUGAGAAAUACUCAGUCAAAUACUGGCUCGCAAACACCAACUACCCCACCCCCACAGAGUACCUCACUGAUGGAGACCAAGAUGUGGGAGCCAUCUUGGAUAACCUGUCCUCCAACACGAGCUACAUGGUUCAGGUGGUGGCGGUGUGCACCAACGGUCAGUACGGACGAAAGAGUGACCCCCUCAAGGCCGACAUGCCCAUCGAGGACCCGGAAAAUUCACUUAUUCCCAAAUCGAAUAACUUUGAUGAAGAUGACGACUAUGGCCCUGACUUAUCCUGGAAUGAACCAGUCGAAAAGGAGGACUAUGAAGUUGCUUUAAUUCCUACAAAAUCUCCCAGCACAACAACUACUGAAUUUCCACGAUUACCUCCACCAGGCUUUAAAACUACAACUGCUGCAACAAGAUGGAGAACUACCACCACAGAAUCUCCAAGUAAAAUUACUCAUUCCAUUCAGAGCGCUUCCAAAAAGACUACACAGCACAGUACCACCACACAGCCACCAGAGGGAACUGUAGCAUCAGAAAACAGGGGAAGACUGCAUUUGAAUGUGCCUGUAUACACCACUACUACAACUACUUCAAGAGUGCACACUACUACUACAAGGCCUUGGUACUCCACCAGUGCAAAACCAGACAGCAGCCUUCACAGUCCAAAACAUGUUACAGACAAGGAUAGAAAUAUUUUUAGUACUACCACUACUGCAUCAUCGCUUUUUACCAGUCCAAAGACUAAAAUUGGAAAAGGUUUAUUUCCGGUUACUUCAAACAAGACUUCGAAUGACUUUAGCACCACAACUCUUAGCCCAAAACUAAAAGAUGAGAAAUCACAUAAUGCUACUACGACUACUACUACUACAGAGACAAUCAAAUCAGGCUCGCACAAUGUUAGCAAAACAACUAGCUCGAGCAAGACGACCACAUCUUCUCCAUUUGUCAAACCCGCGAGUGACCGAGGUCUGCUACACCCCGCGAAAAACGGACCCAAGCGCAACGCAAGUAUGUACGCAACAACCGAAGCCCCUCCCGCCUUCCACCGAGAAAACUCCACUACCCAUAACGCACCAUUCCUCCAAGAAACCUCCACUACCCUUAAUACCUCUUCGACACAAGUCCCCUCUAUCCAACCCACACCUUCUACCCCGAGUUUACCCACCUCCACGGCUUCCUUUGGCGCAUUCACAGAUUUGACGACUUCUGUUCCGAAUGCCACAAAGUCUGGCCCUAUCGUAACUUCAUUUUCAGAUGGAGCGACUACCCAAAAUUCCACAUCUACAAACACUCCCUAUACCUCCACCCCCGAUGUUACAACUUUAGACACUAGCAGCGCAUCCGGGUCGGCCAUUUUUCCCGAUUCGCCUGAAGGCCUUGACCAAGAAUGGGACAAAAUCCAAAAUUCUGCUUCCGGGGACGACAUCCUCCUGUUUUCGACUAACUCUAGCAUAACCGUUCCUCCAACAUCGACCCCUUCUUCUGAAUCCGGUUCUUCAGACGAUUUGGAAGACCACUCCUCUACGUUUUACUUUGAAACCGAAAGCGGAAGCACAAUCGGAUCCCAGGAUACAGGAAGCGCGUCCAGUCCGACGGUGUCCAUGGUGACGACUGUUGAUUUGCCCCAAACGCUGCACAGUGGAGACGGAGAGAGCGGUUCAGGGCAAGGGGAGGGCCUUUAUGAUAAUGAGACGUCUUCGGACUUCAGCCUGGUGGACCGGAGCGAGAGAGAGUCAGAGGAGGAGGAGCCAGUAGCAGACGCGAGUAACAGCAGCCAUGAGUCUCGCGUGGGCUCCAUCAGAGACAGAGAGAAGGCGGCUGUGGUCCCUCUGGCCGUUAUCUCCACCCUCACCGUGUUCGGUCUCAUCGUGCUCAUCAGCAUCUUCAUCUACUGGAGGACCUGCUUCCAGACGGCUCACUUCUACAUUGACGACAGCUCUUCACCCAGAGUCAUUUCUCCGAACCACGCUGGCCUUGCGGAAGAUGAGCAGACGGUGUUUCCAGUGAAGGAUUUUGUCAAACAUGUGGCGGAUCUUCAUGACACCCAAGGUUUCCAUAGAGAGUUUGAGAUCCUGAAGGAGAGCUAUGAGGAGGUGCAAGUGUGCACGGUGGACAUGGGUCUGACCACUGACAUCUCCAAUCACCCUGACAACAAAAACAAGAACAGAUACAGCAACAUCCUGGCCUAUGACCAUAGUCGUGUCCGCCUCUCUCCUCUCACCGACAAAGAAGGAAGGACCAGUGAUUACAUAAACGCAAACUUUGUCAAUGGUUUUAAGAAGCCAAAGCUGUACAUCGCAGCCCAGGGUCCACUCAGGUCCAGCAUGGAGGACUUCUGGAGGAUGAUCUGGGAACAAAAUGUUGGCGUUAUCGUCAUGAUCACGAACCUGGUGGAGAAUGGACGAAGAAAGUGUGACCAGUAUUGGCCCUCUGAGGUGCAGGAGGAAUAUGGAAGUUUCCUGGUGACACUGAAGAGCUCCAAACCACUGGCCUAUUACACCGUCAGGACGUUUAGCAUCUGGAACACUAGUGCCAAGAAGAGCUCUCAGAAAGGUCGCAGCACUGAACGUACAGUGACCCAAUUUCACUACACCCAGUGGCCCGACAUGGGGGUGCCCGAGCUGGCCCUGCCUCUGCUCAGCUUCAUCAGGAAGUCCUCCAGGGCCCGCACACAGGACAUGGGUCCCCUGGUGGUGCACUGCAGCGCCGGAGUCGGUCGGACAGGGACCUACAUCGUCCUGGACAGUAUGCUGCAGCAGAUCACAGACGAGGGAACAGUCAAUAUUACAGGGUUCCUCAAACACAUCAGGACUCAGAGGAACUACCUGGUCCAAACUGAGGAGCAGUACGUCUUCAUUCACGAUGCUCUGGUGGAGGCCGUGCUGUGUGGGGACACUGAAGUGGCCGUGUCGCAUUUGCACAGAUAUGUGGACGAACUGCUGACCCCGCGGCAUGCUGGGAAAACGCGUCUCGACAAACAGUUUAAGCUGCUGUGUCAUUCUUCACCAAAGCAGUGCGACUUCACCACAGCCACAAAGGAGAGCAACGCAGGCAAGAACCGGAGCACCACCAUCUUACCAACUGAAAGAUCUCGUGUACGGUUAUUGACAUCACCUGGACAAACAUCUGACUACAUAAAUGCGUCGUACAUCACUGGUUACAGACACAGCAAUGAAUUCAUCAUUACCCAAAACCCUUUGCCUGGUACAGUCAAGGACUUUUGGAGGAUGAUAUGGGACCACAAUGCUCAGGUCAUCGUGUCACUGCCAGGGCCAACCACCAAUGGGGAGGAGGAGGCGGAGUCUUGUGUCUUCUGGCCACAUAAGGGAGAGCCAAUCAGCUGCGAGGCCUUCACGGUCACGCAGAAAUCAGAGAACCACAUUUGCCUGGCUAAUGAGGACAUGCUGGUGCUGCAGGAGUACGCACUGGAGGCCACACAAGACGACUAUGUGCUGGAGGUGAGACACUACCGCGCCCCCCGAUGGCCAAACCCGGACAGUCCCAUCAGUAACACGUUUGAGCUGAUCAGCCUGGUGAAGGAGGAGACGCACUCAAAGGAAGGGCCCACUGUCGUUCACGAUGAUGUGGGCGGGGCCACAGCAGGGACCUUCUGUGCUCUGCUGUCUCUGAGUCAACAGCUGGAGGCGGAGCAGACGGUCGAUGUUUUUCAAGUGGCCAAACUAACAAACCUGAUGAGACCAGGAGUCUUCACAGACGUGGAGCAGUACCAGUUCCUGUACAGGGCCCUGCUCAGUGUGGUGGGACAACAGGAGGACGAGAGAGUGCUCCAUUCUGCAGAAAACAAUGGGACCAUCGUCGUGGGAAUGGCCAGCACUGCCGAGAGCCUGGAGUCAUUAGUUUAACACACACCAUUCAACUCAAUGGACUCUUAACUGAGCGUCAAAUACUGUCAGAAAAUACACCAACCAAUGUAAACCAGUCAGGCAUAACAUUAGCAACCAACAACCUACUACUGCCCAAUGAGCAACAGCUGUUUAUCCUUGGAACACUUUAGAUUUAUACAAUUAGGUCCACUCCCCUCCAAUCUUUAUACUUUCCCAUUUACAAGUGCCAAUGUUAACUGUCAACAGAGGUGGUCAACAUUUUACAUAGAUAAGGGUUCAGACUUACUUAAAAAUGAUAAUACUCAAGUAGAAGUAAAAUGUAAUUGGUCAAGGAAAAGGUAUGUGUUGAAAAUGCUAGCACUGAAUAAUUUCUGUCAAUUAUUUAUCAGAAAAAAAAAAAUUAAAUUAAGAAAAAGUAACUAAUAUCUAAAAGUAGCAGCGAACAAACACAGAUGUUCAAAUUGUUUUAAACUGUCAAGAUUUUGUCAUUAAUUUACUUACUACAUUGGGAAGAGUAACACCUUUUCUCAAGUUAAGAGAACUGUUCAAAGUAAUAUUACUCAAGUGGUACCACUUUAUCAUAACUACAUACAGCAGAGAUUGGAAAUUCCAGGACUUGUCCACAUGAUCCUAGUGAACGUGUAUGUGAUGUGUUAAUACACUUACACUAUUACCACAUGACAUCACAAGGUGGAAUGUGUUUUUUGUUUGAGAGAAGAAUGCAGGAUUUGUGUGUUACAUGUGUAAAAGAAACAAAACACAACUCCAGGUCUGUUUGUGAUGAGGAAACAAUAUUUUAACAGAGCAGAAAAUAGCGUAUGGAACAUUUAAGGUUUUUUAAGAUUUAUUAUAAAGUGGCACCAAAUUUGUAAAAAAUAAAAUAAAAAUAAAAAAUCGACUUGAGUAAAUGUGCCAGCUGUGCCUGUCAGUGGUUGUAAUGUUUUGCCUGAUCUCCUCUACAAUAACCCGACCUUUUGUACUGCCAUAGCUCUACUGCCAUGUACCUGCUGGACUUUGUAUCGUGUGCCUUUCUGUACCCUCCAUUGUCUCCUCCUAACACAUUUGAUACCCACUGUAGAGUAACAUUGGAUUUUUAUUUGAAAUGUGGACUAACCAUUUCUUUUUAAACCUUUGUAUUUAUUGGCACUGAGCCUAAAGUAAACAUGGGGAAAAAAGGGAAACAUUUACAUCUUUUUACAUCAAAUGGAUAUUUUGUUAGCGUCUUUUAUAGAAACGCACUGAAUCUCUUUGUAAAUACCACUGCAGCCGUAGCAACCGCAAGCUGUUGAAGGCAACCGUUUGAAAAUGGCCUGGAAUAAUUAUUAAGAAUAUUAAUCUAAUGUAAAUAAUAUUAUAGUAAUCAACUUGAUGGACCAAAUUUCUAUUUAUACGUUUAGACUUUUAUAUUUGAGCGUUGUUAGUGCUUUCAAAUAUUGUCGUCUCAUUUGAAUUGCUUAGCCUGAAGGACGUCAUUUGAUUUUAUACUUUUGUAACAGACUAAAUGUAAUGCAUGGGUACUGACUAAAACACUGCUGGACUGUUAGCUAUAGGGCAUUAAACAUGGAAAAGUAUUGAACAAAA
Molecule: messenger RNA, 6621 nt
Organism: Periophthalmus magnuspinnatus
Lineage: Eukaryota; Metazoa; Chordata; Actinopteri; Gobiiformes; Gobiidae
Gene: ptprz1a
Product: protein tyrosine phosphatase receptor type Z1a
Exons: 31
Coding region: 175-5058 (1627 amino acids)
Biological process (GO): peptidyl-tyrosine dephosphorylation
Molecular function (GO): protein tyrosine phosphatase activity; protein binding
Source: RefSeq, a predicted model, not a curated record